UAAAACUAUUGUAAUUAUCUUAUGUCAAGAUAUAUUGGAAGAAAAUAUUAAUGAAUACAAGAGUGAAUUUGACUAGUGUACAAUCAACUCAAUUCGACAUGGCCGUCUUCAUGAUUAACAUCUGUAAAUUCAACGGCUGUGGCAUAACAUUUCCACGCCUGGCAGACCUAAUAGAGCAUAUCGAAGAUGUUCAUAUUGAUUACGAUCCUGCAGUUGUGGAGCAAAAAGAAGCUUCUCAGCCGUCAUGCAUUCCAUUAAGUUACGUUUUAAAAUUUUUCACGGAAGCCUCGCGCCGGGAAUUUCAAAUGACGCCGGUGGCGGAAGCCCGCAAGCGCCUCCUCUCGGCACCAAAGACACCAUCAGUGCGCAGCAGUACACCAACAGGUAGCGAAAUGGACGACGAGGAGGUGAUGAGCCCGUCUGAAGAUAGCAACGAUUCCUGGACCAACGUCGAAGAGUACAGCUCUGAGUACAUUUUACAGUAUGGAGUGAAGAUGAACGCAAGUGCAAGCUCUGGUGCGUUGGGUCCGGCCGCGCAAGAGAAACCAUUUGCUUGCCCAGUACCGGGAUGCAAGAAACGGUACAAGAACGUUAAUGGUAUUAAAUAUCACUCCAAAAAUGGACAUAAGAAAGACGGCAAGGUAAGAAAGGCGUACAAAUGCCACUGCGGCAAAAGCUACAAAACGGCGCAAGGCCUUAAAACCCACUCGAUAUGCCAUCACGUGAGUCCUUCUACCUCAACCAAUGACAGAGUCCACGUCAAAAUGCCGGGCUUAGUUGUCACAGCCUCACCCGCCCAAAGACAACUCAAUAUUAUAGAUAACAUAGACACAAACAAAUUGGUACGCAUCUACGACAGUAUUAAAACAAAAGAUCUACCCGCAUUCACGAUCCCGAAACAGAAUUUAACAAAUUUAAAUAUUAUCAACCACAACCACAUACGGCAUUCGGUUCUUCUGACACCAAAUGCGGAAAAAAUUAAGUUUGAGAGGAAACCUCAGCCGAAAGUGACGGUCACCUCUCAAGAUUCUUUUAACGAAAUAUCUUUGAGUAACGAACGCCGAGGUUAGUUUUUUUUACUAUAACAACAACGUUCCUAAAAUACGACCAAAUCACAUUUCAUUUAGUUGGCAUUACUGGCUUUGCGAUUGUUGCCAGCUAAGACAUAGACUGCGGUCAUUUGUCUAGGUUAAUAGCUUAAUUUUUUUUAUUAAGUUUUUUGUUUGCUUAAGGAUUUAUCGGCGGAAGUAUUGCAUUAUUUAUAUCAUUUGAUGUGUAAGAACUAACUUUAAAUUCACAUCCAUUUUAACAGGGUACAAAAUGUAUAGUCGAUAUAGUCUGUAUAGUCGCGCUGUUUAUUAACAUAUUAAGAGCUGACAAAAUUGUCGAAAAUAUAUUUCCGAAAUAGCGCGAUUUUAUAGAAGAAAGAUUAUACCAAAAAAAAUAUCACAAUAAUUACCCCUUGUGCCAUUGUGUACUUAAUAUUUUUCGUGUAAAGUGCUUUAAAUUCAAGUAAAUAAUAACGUAUACUGACCUUUGAUCAAAAUUAUCGUUGCCAUUAAGCGUUCUAAUUUUGACAGAUGCGUCAGCUUUAGAACAUAACAUGUAAUGUUUAAAAAAAUAAAAAAAAAGGAAAAAAUGGCAUUUGAUCUUAAAUAUCAUCUAGGAUUAUAGAUAUACUCUUAAAUGUGAUAAUAAUUAUAGAAAAACCAUAAAAAAAGCUUGUAAGCGUAUGUAUACCUAAGUAUUUAUAAAUAGUGAAUAAGGCUGAACUAUUUGGUGUUUAGAAUUGAAGUCUGUUCUUUUGUGUGAAAUAUUUGUGGGUAGUUUGAAAUCUCAAUUUUAACGUAUGUGUGAUAUUAGUCGUGUUAAUGUAGAAAAAUAAUUUAUUUUAGUUUUUAAAUGUCUGAAGGUUAAAAAAAGCAGCUAUUUUCAUUAAUUUGGUUUCAAAGUUGCAGGUCAACUAUAGAUUUUUUUAAUACUUGUAACUCGGUUUUUUUUUAGAACUAAGGCAAAUAACCCAAAGAUCAGACUUCUUAUACAUAGUUAUAAUAUUGAUGUGAUUCGUGCCUUUUUUAUUUUCGAUGCUGUUCUAUGUUUACCUCGAAAUAUUUUAUCGAAAUUCCCAGCACUGCACCUUACUCUGCUAUGUGAAUGAAGUUUUAAUCAUACUGGUUACGAAUAGCUGAAUUUAGGAGCGUUUUUAUUUAGUUUUAGGGCGGUGGCAAUACUAACCACUGAAAAUAUAAAGUUCAGAAGUGUUUUUGAUCGUUUUUUGCUGAUAACUUCGAUAUGCCUUUCAAAUAUUGCGAUUAAUUUAAAUAUAUGUGUGGCUCAAAUUUCAAUUGGGGCACAUUGACCUUCUAUUUUUUUUCAUACUUACAUCCAGUCAAUUCAAUUGUAUGGCUUUAUAACCAUCACAGAUAGCAGAGUUGGGUGCCAGUUUUGACAGCUGACAAAAGAGUUUUGGAAUGUUAAGGUGCUAUCGUAAACAUAGUUUCAGAUAGAUCUGUCUUCGUAGUAGAAGAAACAUAGUUUCAAGUCUUGGAAUUAUUUGUCCUUCAGUCCAAAGAUGGUAUUUAUUUGUUGUACCUACCUGUCCUGUAUAUGAAAGUAGCAAUUUUAUAUAAAUUUUAACAACUACAUAAUAAUAUUAUCUUAGUUUUAUUAUAGUUCGGCCACUCAUGAGGCUGUGGUAAUAUAUAAAAGUUGCUAAUGAAAGUUAAAGAUACCUAUUUUGUGUGUGCAUCUGAUUUUUACAUUCUCACUUUAUAAUUGGUAUUAUUCGUUACCAUUUAGUCAUUAUAUUUAUCAUUAAGACUGAUAGUUUUUUUUAAUGGCAACCCCGUUGUACCGAAUGGGAUUCGGAUUCGGAGUUGCCUUACAUUUCGUUUGUGUUAGCUGUAAGACAAAGACAUUAAAAAGGCUCAUUUGAUUAAUUAUUUAUUAUAUUUAAAGAAAAGAUUAGAUACACAAAAGCCAGCCCAAAAGAGCCGGUUCGUAAUUUGGCCAAACUGUACGAAGCUUAGAAAGACCUCCUUUGGUUGGAAUUUAUGUAUUUGAUUCAUAGAAAAUAAUUAUAUUAAUAGGGGAGCCUCGAUAUAGUAUUUAACUUAUGCCACAGAUUCGUUUAUAAACUUAUUUAAAACAUUUGUUACAAUAAAACUUAUUUAUUUUCCGCUUGAAACGAAACUGACGUGAUCGGGCUGUUACUAGCCAAAAUUUGGAGAGAUUAAAAAAAAAGGUUUCAAUUAUAGAACAUAAAUUUUAUUGAAUUUCGUCUAUUUCUUGCUUAAAUCUAGUCUUUUUAUAGUAUUUCUGAGAUACUUGUAUACCAAAGCCAACAGUUUCGUUAUAAUUUAUUUGCCUUUUAAGGUUGUGAAAAAUCAAAUUUGAUGAGUUAUUGAUUCUCAACAGCUGUGCCUCAUGACUGUCCUAAAAUCUGCGUAUUUGAACAUUUUCAGAAAUUUUAUUGUUAUUAACAGUUGAGUAUAAAGAAAUAAUUUUAAAUGAGACGCAAUAUUGGUUUUCUUUAUCUAUGGCAAGAUUUUAUAUUUUAAAAUAUUUUUCAGCAGAUGUGAUCUAGUAUCGCAUUAUAAACUUGUUUUAAAAAUAGUUUUUAUGUACGGCACUUUAAAUUUUUUUUUGCCUUGUGGCAUCUUGGCCGGAUAGAGCUUAUUGAUCAAUUUAAUAUGGUAUUUGUGAUUCUCGAUCUCUUUGUCUCUGUCAUUUGACUUUGACAGGUCAUAAUUAAAGCAUACAUUGAUUUAUUCUUUCUAAUAUGUCAAACAAGACAACUACAAAUAACUUCAAGUAGGAUCAUUAAUAGUUUAUAAUAUAAAAGUGCGUUUUAGUUGAAUUAUUUAUUAUUUUACUAUAGUUGUUAGCGUGUAAAAUUUUUAUUUAAAAUAUUGUUUUUGUUAAAUUCCAAUGUGUAAAAGGUUUUUUUUUAAAUUAUUAUAAUUUCUAAAUUAAAUGGUUUUAGUAUGUGGCUUACUGAGAUUAAUUGUAUGUCUCAUACAAAAUAAGUUAUGUUUCUUGAGAUUACAGGUCGGAUCGACCAAAUUUGAGAUGUUAAACGCUGUUUAUGUACGUUUUCAUACAUUAACGAAUUACAUGUUUUGAUUAAUAAACUCAUACCGCAAU
Molecule: messenger RNA, 4146 nt
Organism: Pieris rapae (cabbage white)
Lineage: Eukaryota; Metazoa; Arthropoda; Insecta; Lepidoptera; Pieridae
Product: juxtaposed with another zinc finger protein 1
Exons: 5
Coding region: 51-1070 (339 amino acids)
Cellular component (GO): nucleus
Source: RefSeq, a predicted model, not a curated record